UUUAAAGCGGAAACUGGUCACACCCACAAGGAGAAACAACAUUAAAAAUGGAAUCUGGACCAAAUGCAGAAAUUGAGCUUUUGGAGCGCGUCCUGUUGCGUUUAGGAAACGCGGACUCGGACGAGAAGCUGGAGGCCACAGUGGGCAAAUUCCUGACUCCUGUGAUCCUGAAGAUGAACUCUCCCCACAAUGCGGUGCGCACCAAGGUCGUGGAGGUGCUGACCCACAUCAAGCGGCGGCUCUCGUCGCGGGGACAAGUCCAAAUCCCAGUGGAGGCUCUGCUUGAUCAGUAUGCCGCCGAGGAUAGCAGCACGUUCCUAAAGAACUUCGCCAUCAUAUUCAUCGCCAUGGGCUAUCCACGCCUGCCGCUGGAGCAACAGGCCGGUCUGGCCAGCAAGGUGGUGGGCAGCGAAGACAAGUUGGAGAGCUACCAGGACAAGAUGUUUGCCUUGCUGCUGCCCAUACUGUCAGAGAUCAAGAUCCCAGAUGAUCCGGCACAGCGUUCAAAGCUCCUCAAUCUGCAGGACAAGCCGGGCAUCAGUACGAACUUUCUCUCCCUACUUCAGGAUGUGUUGCUCCUGCCCUACGGCAUCACCCAGGAUCAGGAGAUACCGCCAGGAAUGAGUAUUUAUAGUUUUAAGCGAAUCAUCGCUAAUAAUUGGCGUGCCGAGGAACUGGAAAAGGUUAAGAAGGGAAUCGUUCGCUUCCUCUGCGCCAGCGUCUUCACAGAUGUGCAGAUCUUCGCGCCUCUUGUGGUGGCCUCGGCAGACACACGCUUCAGCGUGGCCACUCCGGCGCUCGCCGAGCUGAGUAAGCUGUGCACCAUGCUGGACUUUAGCAACCCAGCAGUAACCGCUCCGCUGUACAUCUUGUUUGUCGGCAACCAGAGCAAGUUGACGGACCGCCAUACGCGUCCCUGCUGUGCCCGCAUUCGUCAAAAGUUGCUGCAGUACCUCAUCAAGUGUCGCGGCAAGAGCAUCAACGUGACAAAGGGUCUGCAGGUGAUCUUCGACGGUCUCUUCGGGACUAACACCAAUCAGAAAUGCAAGGUUUUAGCCCUGAAUUUCGUAGAGCUGGUACUCAGAGAUGGUCCCCAAGAGUUGGUCUCAAAGGUUUCGAAGGUCAUCCUCACUGGCAUUACAAAGAUUAUCGGGCGCGACUCUACCGAACCAAAUGAUGUCCAGAAUGCGGCAUAUUCCGCCUUGGCGCAGCAUGCUCGCAGCUUUCCGCAGGAUGUUAGUCAAGACCUGAAGCUGGUCCUUGGAUACUUCAACAACCUGGCCAGCUGUGCUCCUGAACUGCACUCGUCUAUACGCGAGGCACUAGUCUCCAUGGCUCCAGCAUUUGCGUGGAAGACCAAGGAGAAAAGCGAUGCCAUGGAGAUGGAGGAAAACACAGAUCCAUCGGCCGUCAAGCUGGAUGGCCAGCAGCAUCUGUUAUUGGCCAUGCUGCUAGACAAUGCCGAAUCAAAGAUCCAGAUCGUUCAGAAUGUGACUAGUGUCUUCCUGACCAGCUGCUAUCCAGAGUAUUAUGCCCCCGCCCGAUACCUGCUGCUGCUCAUUGCGGGAGAGCGAAAUUCCCUGCGCGAGAAUGUGACAACCUACUUGUAUGGCACUUCGAAGAAGGAUCAUGUCAACUACAACCUGCUCUCCUCCAUCGAGCAGGUCGAAAACCGCACCAAUAGUGAAUCCAUUAGUGACUUUAAUCACCUGUCCUUGGAGCAACGACGUGUGGUACUGCCCAGCUUUCCGGUAAUGAUGUCCCACGUCCACGAGAUGGCUAAUAAGCGGCUUAAGAAAAGCAACUCCUGCGUGGUGGUGGGACGCACCAAGCUACCGUACAGCCUGGAAGUGUACGAGGAGCUGCUGGACUAUCUACGUCUGUGCCUGUGGUAUUCGGCUGGCGUAGUGUCUGCUCCUGGGGAUGAGAAAUAUACCCAGGAGUUACGCAAGUACAUAACCCUGCACUACGACGAGGAGGAAAACAACGCGCUGAAUCAGUACGUGCAGUUUGUCCAACGUAGUGUGGAGGCCAAGAGAAGCGAAUCUAAUCUCGUCUGUCUGUACGAUCUACUAAAUGCCGCUCCAGAGCUUUUUGCUGCCAAGCAGCUGCAUCUGCUGGAGCCGCUCGGUAACACCUUAAAGGAUGUUUCCGAGACAAUGCGCAUCCAUGUGGCUCAGGUCUAUGGCAUUCUAUGGGCCUUCGGGUUGUCCGAUGAUAAAUUCGACGAGGAAGUGGGCGAGUGCCUGAACAACCUUACGCAAAAGACAUUGGAGCAUAAACAUGGCUGGCUCCUGGUACUGGGACACACCUUUAAUCGGAAGAUUGCCAUGCUCAAACAGGAGAAGAAAGCAAAAGACUUUGCUACUUGGUCGCAGUUUGUAAAUGCCGUCAAGAUAAUAUGUGACCAAAACCUCUGUGAAUCCCAGUGGCUGCUUGUAUCGGCAGCCGUGAAAUGCAUCUCCAUGAUCGGCAAGGCUGUGCAGAUACCCAACGUCAAGGUGGAGAUCCAGGUGCCCACCAAUGAUGGCGAUGACGACGAAGAGAUGACCGAAUACACGAGUAUUGAUUCGUCUACUAAGCUGGUUGUCUUUGGCGUGGUAUUCCAGCUAUUGCGCAGUUCGUCGGCGCGCCAAAAAAUACGAGAGGAGUCUGCCAGAUGUCUUGGCUACUUGGCCAUCGGCGAUGGCGAGCACUUUACCAAGCGCAAUCUGGAAAAGUUCCUCACCCUUGCCAAGGUGCAGAAGGAUGCAGCUCUAAACAUAGCAAUAUCCGAGGCGAUUGUAAACACCCUUUGCGGCUAUGAUGUGAACAAGGGACAGCCAGACGAGAAGUUCGUCAAUCUACACUGCAGCGAUGCCGAAUUUGAGCAAUUCCUGAUUUCGUUGAUUCGCAUGGUCACCGAACCCAAUCCGAAUUCCCGACAGGCCAUCGUGUGGCUUCUGGCCGUAGUAAAGCACUGCAGCAAGCGUCCCGCAGUGUUGGCCAAGAAGGAGCUGCUUCAGUUUGCCUUCACUGAGCUCCUCUCCGAUGACAGCGAAUUCGUCCAGGAUGUGGCGUCCCGUGGCCUGGGACUUGUGUACACUCUCUCAGACUCCAACAGCCAAAGUGACCUGGCCAACUCGUUGCUGGAUCAACUAAUUGGAGGCAAACGAAAGGUGAACCAGGUCACUGCCGAUACGGAAAUCUUUGCCGAAGGCAUGCUAGGCAAGACGCCCACGGGAGGCAAUAUCACCACUUACAAGGAGCUUUGCUCCCUAGCUUCGGAUCUCAACCAACCGGACAUGAUCUACCAGUUCAUGCAGCUGGCCAAUCACAAUGCCACUUGGACCAGCAAACUGGGAGCGGCCUUCGGAUUGAAAACUCUUUCCGCCGAAUCCAGACAGAAGAUGCAACCGUAUUUGGGCAUUAUACCGCGCCUCUAUCGCUACAAGUACGAUCCCACACCCAAAAUUCAGAACUCGAUGAUCUCAAUUUGGGACACUAUUGUGAGUGACUCGAAGGAGGUAACCGAGCGUUACUACUGGGAAAUUCUGCGUGAGCUUCUGGACAAUCUCACGUGCAAGGAGUGGCGAGUACGAAUCGCAUGCUGCCUGGCGGUUCGGGAUCUGCUGAAGCGUUCCAAUGGCUUGAAACUGCGCUCGGAUGAGCUUGUGCGGCGGACUUCUACUUCCGAUGCCAUGGAGGUCGAUCAGGUUCCCGAGCCGGAGCUGAAGGAACUAUGGUUUCAGCUUUUUCGUGUGAUGGACGACAUCCAUGAAGGUACCAGGGUAGCGGCUCACGGCACUGCUUCAUUCCUCGGCAAGCUGUGUGUUAUUGCCUCCUCCUCGGAUCAUGGGAAAUCUGGCACUGCGGUGGCUACAUCUGUUUUACCGUAUCUACUGGAGAUUGGAGUGGGUCACAAAGUGGCUGAGAUCCGCACGGUGAGCAUCAAGACCAUUUCCGACAUGAUUGACUCAUCGGGAGCCCUAAUUGCUCCUCAUCUGGUCACCCUGAUUCCGUGCCUGCUCCGUGCCACCGGCGAGUUGGAAAAUAGCAAGCUGUCUUACGUGUCCACUCGUUUGGGAGCUGACAACGAGGCACAGGAGGCAGUGGAUACACUCCGUGCGGAGGCUGCGAAGUCACACCACACUAUGGAGACCAUUGGCAAGUGCGUGCGGUACAUUGAUUAUCCUGUGCUAGAGAAGAUGACGCCCGAAGUCCUAGAACUGAUGCGGUCCAGUGUGAAUCUGGGAACUAAGAUUGGCUGUGCCCAUUUCGUUUGUCUGAUCAGCAUCCGGCUGGGCAAGGAGAUGACACCGGUGGUGGGUAAAUACAUUCGCGCCUGCUUCGUGGGCAUCAAGGAUCGCAACGCCACUGUACGGAAGUACAACGCCAGUGCCAUCGGCCAUCUCCUGGGGCUGGCCAAAGAGCAGUCGAUCAAGAGCCUGUUCGCUAAGCUGGACGAAUUGUAUGUGGAGCAGCCGGAAAAUCGCUCAAUUGCCCUGACCAUUCAGUCCAUGAACAAGCGCCAUCAUGAGCUCCUGAAGGACUACAUGGACAGCAUGCUACCACUGAUCUUCUUCGCCAUGCAUGAAGAGGUCAGCGAGGAGACAAAGGCCAAUGUGGAGCUGUGGAAAGAUCUGUGGAACGAUGUCAGUCCAGGGGACGCAGGCAUUCGUCUUAAUCUGAAUGUGAUCAUACCCAAGCUGGAGACAUCUCUCACCGAUGCCAGCUGGUCUCGCAAGGCGCAGGCAGCUAAUGCCAUCCAAACGAUAGCUACUCGCCUGAGCAGCACCCUGGAAGAGCCCGACAGAGUGCGACUAAUCAGGCUCCUCCUAACUGGGCUGCAGGGUCGCACCUUCGAGGGCAAGGAGCGCCUCCUACAAGCUUUGGCUGGACUCUGCAAGGGACUGAAUCGAUCCCACGAAAUCUGUCCCAUCAUCAUCGAUGCGGCCAUGAGGGAGGCAAGGAAACGAGAGCCCAUCUAUCGUACCAAUGCCUUGGCUUCUCUGGGCAACAUUCUCGACCAGCUGGAAGCAGAUCGCUUCGAAGAGGUGUACAACAUGAGCUGGAAUCUGCUGGAGAAGAAGGAGCUGCGCAAAGAGUCAGACGACGAAGACGAGCCUAGCACCAGCAAGGACCUUACGGCUGACGAGCGCAACAAGAGGGCUCAGACACUCAACCGACUGAAGGAGGUCGUCUGGGAGACAUUGGGCAAGUCUUGGCCGCGUCAUUCAAUCGAAACACAGCACCGAUACCAGCUCUUCUUUGCCGAGAACUGCACGAGCAUUCUUGCGGAGAGCACGCGCCCAGUGCAGGUCAGCCUACUGGCCGCCCUUGCCAAGUAUAUCGAGCGGCUCUAUGUCUUCGAUGAGUCCGCUCAAUUGCCAGAUCUGUCGCAGAUUAACCAGGAGAAGAAGAUCAAGACGGAAGCGCCGGCGCCACAAACCCGCGAAGCCAUUGUUGAGAAGAUCUGCACCGAUGUCCUGGCAGCCGUAGCCCUUGCUGCUGGCGUCCCACACACAGGUCUCAAGAAGGAAGCCCUCAACAUUGUCCUGAUGCUCAUCAAGCGGCAAAGUGGGGCCAAAAACCAGCAACCCCUGAACCUAAUCAGGCAAAGCUUCGAGUUGAAUUUGGAAAAGUUCCAGCGCGAUUCCGCUCCAGAGAUCCGCUGCCGUAUCAAAGACAUCGAAGGGAAGCUGGGAAAGCUGAAUCCGGGUAAUUAGAGGUCCCUGUGAUGUAUAUGUCGCCAAAACCCCAUUGCUGGGUAGAUUUCCUAAAGGGUAAGUCUGGAAAUUAAACAUCGUAACUUUGGCUGAAAUAAAUUUGUAUUUUUUAAA
Drosophila serrata is the source of this 5822-nucleotide messenger RNA. Its product is annotated as proteasome-associated protein ECM29 homolog. Gene Ontology annotation, cellular component: cytoplasm; nucleus. Lineage: Eukaryota; Metazoa; Arthropoda; Insecta; Diptera; Drosophilidae. The record is from RefSeq and is a predicted model, not a curated record. Gene Ontology annotation, biological process: proteasome assembly; ERAD pathway. Gene Ontology annotation, molecular function: molecular adaptor activity.